AUGAUCUGGCAAGUACUGCUGGUCCUUCCACUCACACUGGCUGGCACCCUGGCUGGGCUCCUGACCGCCCAAGAGGUGCAGCAGCCUCCCCAGUAUGUGAUUGCCCCAGAGGUCUCCAUCAACAUCACCCGCUUUACCAGUGGAGCCCUGUAUGGAAUCUACCUGAUGCACAGCUGGCCACAGAAUUCUCAAGUGACCUAUUAUGAGACCGUGGACAAGCACUUCAGAGACCGCAUCAACUUCUCACUGUCCCAGGAGACUCUGACCAUCACCAUGAGCCUCCUGCGGCUGACUGACUCCGGUGCUUACACCUGCUGGGCCUCUAUGGGAAUGGUUGAUGCCUGGGGUUCCACCACCGUGGUUGUGGUGACAGAAAAACUGCCCAAAGGAGCAUACAGAUGCCAGAAACCUCUGCUGACAUCAGUCACUCUUCUGGAUACCCUUGCUGUAGGCUUCUUCCUCACUGGGUUGGACCUGGGGGUGCUAUGCAUGCUGAGAAAGACUCAGAUCAAGAAACUGUGUGCCUCAAGGGAGAAGAACCUGCCCUGUGUGGUAUAUGAGGACAUGUCCUGCAGCUGCCUGAAUGCUUCAUCAGUCUCUAACCAGUACCAUGAGCUCCUCUGCCCACCAUGCUCUUGCCGUGCCUAGGCCGAGCUGAUAGAGGUCCCAAUGAUCCACCCCACCCAGCUCCACUGGCAUCCUGCACAGGCCCCUGGAGCAGCCCUUCGGUGCUUCUGAGUACACAUGGCUUCUCCUUCAGCCAGGCCCUAAUCACACUGCCAUCAGGAACAAAGCCUGGCUGUCCCUUGGCCUUCCUUUUCCUUCCCUGC
Jaculus jaculus (lesser Egyptian jerboa) is the source of this 830-nucleotide messenger RNA. RefSeq names its product CD7 molecule (gene Cd7). Gene Ontology annotation, biological process: adaptive immune response. NCBI's taxonomy places the organism in Eukaryota, Metazoa, Chordata, Mammalia, Rodentia, Dipodidae. Gene Ontology annotation, molecular function: signaling receptor activity. The record is from RefSeq and is a predicted model, not a curated record. Gene Ontology annotation, cellular component: membrane.